Messenger RNA from Medicago truncatula (barrel medic), 2787 nucleotides. RefSeq names its product ABC transporter G family member 1. The record is from RefSeq and is a predicted model, not a curated record. Gene Ontology annotation, biological process: transmembrane transport. Gene Ontology annotation, cellular component: membrane. Lineage: Eukaryota; Viridiplantae; Streptophyta; Magnoliopsida; Fabales; Fabaceae. Bases 304 to 2568 code for a protein of 754 amino acids. The transcript has a single exon. Gene Ontology annotation, molecular function: ATP hydrolysis activity; ABC-type transporter activity; ATP binding.
CAUCCUAUCUUAAUUGCUCCCUUUCUCUCAACUUCAUCAUAAAUAUACUUACUUAUAUAUUCACACAUACAACACAAACACUUGCACAUUGUUUCAUUGUUCUCUUCCCUACCCACAUUAAACACUACCACCUGCUUUCUCUCUCUCUCUCUCUCUCAUUCAUAUUCUUAUUACGCCAUAACUUCACUUUUCUCCAACCGUAUGCUACUACUACUACUACUCAAUAACUGUUCCUUCUUAUUCAAACGCUGUUAAACAAAAUUAACUCAACUCAACCAAUUGUUUCUUUUUCUUCAAUUAACUAUGUCGGCUCGCAUUGUAGCUGAAGAUGUUCCCGAUUCUUAUUUCGAUUUUAUGGAAAUGGACGACUUCACGCGCCGCCGUGACGCCGGUGAUAUGCCGACUCUCGGACAGCUUCUCAAACACGUUGGAGAUGUAAGGAAAGAAGCUAUUGGUGAUGGCAGUGAGACGCCGGUGCACCACACUCUUGACAUCAACGGAAUGGAGGUUCGAUCACUUCCUUUCGUUCUUUCCUUCAACAACCUUACCUAUAGUGUUAAGAUACGUAAUAAAAUGAGUUUCACCGACUUAUUCUCUCGCCGCCGUGCAUCUCCGGUCGCUGAGACGCCUGCACUCGGGGAGACUGCGUUUUCACGGAGUAAGAUUCUGCUCAACGAAAUCUCCGGUGAAGCACGUGACGGUGAGAUCAUGGCUUUCCUCGGAGCCAGUGGCUCUGGUAAAUCAACUUUGAUUGAUGCUCUAGCAAACAGGAUCGCAAAAGGUAAAUUGAAAGGAACUGUGAAGCUCAACGGAGAGUCGGUUGAGUCUCGUCUUCUGAAGGUGAUUUCUGCCUAUGUGAUGCAAGAUGAUCUCCUCUUUCCAAUGCUCACAGUUGAAGAAACUCUCACCUUUGCAGCUGAAUUCCGAUUACCGCGAUCACUCUCAAAAUCAAAGAAAAACGCUCGUGUUCAAGCUUUGAUUGAUCAACUAGGACUCCGCAACGCAGCGAAAACAGUUAUCGGAGACGAAGGUCACCGUGGAGUCUCUGGUGGAGAAAGGCGUCGAGUUUCAAUCGGAAUCGACAUAAUCCAUGAUCCAAUAGUGCUCUUCCUAGAUGAACCAACUUCAGGAUUGGAUUCCACAAGUGCUUUCAUGGUUGUUAAAGUACUUCAGAGAAUUGCACAAAGUGGAAGCAUCGUGAUCAUGUCAAUUCAUCAACCAAGUUACAGAAUCUUAGGUCUUCUUGAUCGUAUGAUCUUCUUAUCGCGUGGACAGACAGUUUACAGCGGUUCACCAUCGCAGUUACCUUCAUACUUUGCAGAAUUCGGCCAUCCCAUACCUGAAGGUGAUAACCGAACAGAAUUCGCGUUAGACCUGAUUCGCGAAUUGGAAGGUUCACCAGGAGGAACAAAAAGCUUAGUUGAAUUCAACAAAUCAUGGCAAAGCAUGACCAAACUUCACAACAACAAUGACAUUUCACAAAAUGCAACACCGUCGUUAUCUUUGAAGGAAGCUAUCAGCGCUAGCAUUUCCAGAGGGAAAUUAGUUUCUGGCGCAACAGCUGCAACUAAUUCAAAUGCAAUAGCCACAUCACCAUCUUCUUCAUCAUCCUCAAUCGUGCCUACUUAUGCAAAUCCGUUUUGGAUUGAGUUAUUAACACUUUCGAAGCGUUCAAUAACUAAUUCAAGGCGAAUGCCUGAACUAUUUGGGAUAAGAUUGGGCGCUGUUAUGGUAACUGGUUUCAUUCUUGCAACAAUGUUUUGGCAACUUGACAACAGUCCAAAAGGUGUACAAGAAAGGCUUGGAUUCUUUGCUUUUGCAAUGUCAACUACUUUCUACACCACUGCAGAUGCACUACCAGUUUUCAUUCAAGAACGGUUCAUUUUCAUGAGAGAAACAUCUCACAACGCUUACAGAAGAUGGUCUUACGUGAUUUCGCAUGCUAUUGUUGCUUUGCCUGCUUUGUUGUUUCUAUCACUUGCUUUUGCCUGCAUAACAUUUUGGGCUGUGGGGCUUGAUGGUGGAUUCUCAGGUUUUUUGUUUUACUUUGUUAUCAUUCUUGCUUCAUUUUGGGCAGGGAACUCGUUCGUUUCGUUUCUUUCAGGUGUGGUUCCUCAUGUGAUGUUGGGUUACACUAUCGUGGUUGCAAUUCUUGCAUAUUUCUUAUUGUUCAGUGGGUUCUUUAUCAAUAGGGAUAGAAUCCCUGGGUAUUGGAUUUGGUUCCAUUACAUGUCAUUGGUUAAGUACCCAUAUGAAGCAGUUCUGCAGAACGAGUUUAGUGAUGCAGCUAAAUGUUUUGUGAGGGGGGUGCAGAUUUUUGAUAACUCACCUCUUGCUUCAGUGUCUGAUGCAUUGAAGUUGAAAUUGUUGGACAGUAUGAGUGAUACAUUAGGAAUGAAAAUCACAGCGUCUACUUGUUUGACAACUGGUACUGAUUUGUUGAAGCAAAAUGCGGUGACGGAUUUGAGCAAGUGGAAUUGUUUGUGGGUAACUGUGGCUUGGGGUUUCUUCUUCAGGAUUCUAUUCUAUUUGUCUUUGUUGCUGGGUAGCAAGAACAAGAGGAGUUGAUCAAGAUGAACACCAUCCAUCAUACUGUCUGUGUUUCAAUUUGUUUAUCCUUGGUUAUUAUUUUUUUAAUUACAUUUGUAACCUGUUUUUAAUUGGCAAGUGCUGGGUACGCUGUGGUACAAAAGUGUAAUACCCAUUUAGUUGAUUAUUUAGAAUUUGGUUGGUUUAUGACAAACAUCCGUCAAUACUCAAUAGAAUAAAGUAAAAUUUUAAUUUAUA